Messenger RNA from Cebus imitator (Panamanian white-faced capuchin), 990 nucleotides. It is a transcript of the gene CIMAP1A, whose product is annotated as outer dense fiber of sperm tails 3. Lineage: Eukaryota; Metazoa; Chordata; Mammalia; Primates; Cebidae. The transcript is spliced from 6 exons. The record is from RefSeq and is a predicted model, not a curated record. Gene Ontology annotation, cellular component: outer dense fiber; cytoskeleton. Bases 3 to 767 code for a protein of 254 amino acids.
CCAUGACGGAGGAGGUAUGGAUGGGCACCUGGAGGCCCCAUCGCCCCCGGGGACCCGUCAUGGCCCUCUACAGCAGCCCUGGACCCAAGUACCUGAUUCCACCAACAACAGGCUUCAUGAAGCACACACCCACCAAGCUACGCGCACCAGCCUACAGCUUCCGUGGGGCCCCCAUGCUCCUGGCAGAGAACUGCUCCCCAGGGCCCCGCUACAAUGUAAACCCCAGGAUACUGAGGACUGGCAAGGACCUUGGCCCUGCCUACUCCAUCCUGGGGCGCUACCACACCAAGACCAUGCUGACCCCUGGCCCAGGUGACUACUUUCCAGAGAAAUCCACCAAGUUCGUGUUCGACUCAGCGCCCAGCCACUCCAUCUCUGCUCGGACAAAGACGUUCCGAGUGGACAGCACCCCAGGCCCCGCUGCGUACAUGCUGCCCGUGGUGAUGGGGCCCCACACUGUCGGGAAGGUCUCCCAGCCCUCCUUUUCCAUCAAGGGCCGCAGCAAGCUGGGCGGCUUCAGCGAUGACCUACACAAGACCCCAGGCCCCGCAGCCUACCGCCAGACUGACAUGCAGGUGACCAAGUUCAAGGCUCCACAGUACACCAUGGCUGCCCGUGUAGAGCCUCCAGGGGACAAGACCCUCAAGCCAGGACCAGGCGCCCACAGCCCUGAGAAGGUGACCCUGACCAAGCCCUGCGCCCCUAUUGUCACCUUCGGCAUCAAACACUCUGAUUACAUGACACCCCUGGUGGUUGACGUGGAAUAGCCCAGCCCUGCUGUGCCCCAUCACGCCCAACAUCUGCACAAGAUUCACUGGGCCACGGAGCUCCAGGCCGUCUUCACCCACUGGGCUGGGCCAGCUGGGCCCGCAGGGCAGAGCACACUUGUUUGGAUGAUUGCAACCAGUUAUUUUUUUCUACGCUGUUUUACCAUUUGCUGUCUUGUUUUCUGCUGUGCCCAAAGUAUUUAAUAAAUCAGCUUGCAUUAAU